Cajanus cajan (pigeon pea) is the source of this 1208-nucleotide messenger RNA. The record is from RefSeq and is a predicted model, not a curated record. Lineage: Eukaryota; Viridiplantae; Streptophyta; Magnoliopsida; Fabales; Fabaceae.
CUCAGAAUGUGAUAAUUAAAGCAUCGUUAGCUGCAUUCAAAGAGAAAAGCUAUGAACAUGAAGCCAUUCAAGAAACUCCAACUUCAUUAUUAUUUGCUCAUUUUCCAUAUUACACUAUGUACUCCUAUAGAACAACAUAAUCAUUCAAACUACUGUGGUGAUAGUGAUAUUAAAACUCAAACAUCUUUCUUGAGUCCAAACUCUUCUAUUACAUCUCUAUUAAUUAACAUCACCCUAUGCAGAUCCAAAAAACUCUACUUGAGAACAUCUCUUGGCCUUUUCCAAGUUUCUUCACUUGCUAUAAUUCUAGAUUACUAACUAUAUCUCACCCUUGUUCUUCUUCUCUCCAUUAUAUUUCUCCUCUAGCUGUUACUUCUGGUUUUCCUUCUCUUCCAGAAGCUAACUCACUCCUUCUUUACAACUGCACAAGCAGAAGAGACUCCAUUCCAUCAUUUUUGGGAAUUUGCAAAGGCUUACAUAAAUGUGGAGCUGCUGGUUCAACCUCUUAUAGGAUUCAAGAGCAAGAGAAAAAUCCAUAUUCAUGUUUAGUUAUUGAAGAUCUGCAAGAGGUUGACAAGGGCUUUCGUCCUCAACAUUUGAAUUGCUCUCAUUACAGAUUGGUGCAUAGAAGUUCCUCAAAAGUUGAAGGUUAUGAGUUGGGAAUAUGGGUGUCCUUUGAUGUGCCAAAUCAUGUAGAAGAUCUUUGUAAAGAGUGUGAAAAGCCUAAUGGCAAUUGUGGUGUUGGGUUGAAGUGUUUGUGCCAUGCAAAAGAGUGCAGUGAGUGCCUAGAUCUCUGACAUGCACAAAUAAUUUGUUUGGAUAUAAAUUUAAAAUAGCUUUUGAGAGUUUUUUUACUUAAAGAGUUUAUUCUAGUAGGAAAGUUCUUAAAAACACUUCUUUGUAGCCAAACAGGCUCAAAGUCUUUUAAUUUUACUUCCUUUUGUUUAAUUUAUUUUGAUUCCAUGCAAAUGGUUUGGCGACUCUGAUGAUGUUUUUGCAGAAGACAAGAUCAUCUCAGAAAGUGGGUCCAUGAAAUAUGUUGGUAUAUAUUUCAUGUUAUUUUCUCUUUCCUUUCCUUCACUGGUGCAUUAGCCUUCUUCAUGGAUGUCUAAGUAGCCUUUUAGAGAUUGAUUUCUUAGGAUAGAAUAUUUUGUUUAUUUUUCAUUUGCUAUGUAUGAUUAUAUGUUAUAAUGGUCGAAUCUCAUAUG